Messenger RNA from Postia placenta MAD-698-R-SB12, 1236 nucleotides. RefSeq lists its product as hypothetical. The coding region runs from base 1 to 1236 and encodes 411 amino acids. Lineage: Eukaryota; Fungi; Basidiomycota; Agaricomycetes; Polyporales; Adustoporiaceae. Gene Ontology annotation, biological process: transcription elongation by RNA polymerase II; post-transcriptional tethering of RNA polymerase II gene DNA at nuclear periphery; poly(A)+ mRNA export from nucleus. The record is from RefSeq and is a predicted model, not a curated record. Gene Ontology annotation, molecular function: RNA binding; double-stranded DNA binding. The transcript has 10 exons. Gene Ontology annotation, cellular component: transcription export complex 2.
AUGUCGAUCAGGUUCUCGACAUUCAUCUCCCAGAUUGCCCAGGCGUUGCAAGAAGAACGCGGCCCUGAGCUUGCCUACCUCCUCAAGCCGACGUCCGAGCACGGAAAGCAGCUAGUGAAGGAGUUUCGGAAUCCGACGCGUCAAUCACUGCGCCAGUAUGAGGGGACUAUGGAGACCCCAUGGGACGAGGUUGCCUUACAAUACGUUCUGGUGGUCAACCACUGCGGUCGAAAGCGUCCCGCGGAAGCCUUUAGGGAGGAAUGCACGCUCGUAUCGCUGUUUCUCCGGUAUUUUGCAACAAACAGCGGGUGGACAUUGCCUGCGCUAUUUUCCAUCUUACGGGAUCUGCGAGACCUUGCAUUUGACGCAGACCUGGAUGCCAGCGCUCGGGGUCAGGAGGGGACAGCUAAUAUGGAGGAGGCGGCACGCAUCAUUAGCAAGGCGUUCUCAAGUUGCGUGACCGAUAGGCAAUCCUCAUACCAGGAGUCGCGUAAAUGGGGGGUGUACUACGUGGUAGGGCUGAUCUUGAAAUGCUACUUCCGAGUCAAAAGAAUAUCCCUAUCCAAAAAUAUUCUUAGAGCCAUUGAGGCCAAUCCAGAUAUCCCACCACUAACCUCAUAUCCACGGUCGCAUCAGGUGUCAUAUAGAUACUAUAUAGGCAUGCUGGGCUUCCUGAACGAAGAUUUUGCAAAGGCCGAACAAGAGCUGACCCUUGCUUUCUAUCACUGCUAUACAAAGGCGCACAGCAAUCAGUUACGAAUAUUAACAUAUCUAAUCCCACUACGUAUACUGCGUGGGCAUCUCCCAUCACGAGAGCUUCUAGACCGCUUUCCGAUGCUGGAUGACCUCUUCACCCCGUUCAUCUCAGCUAUCAGGUCGGGGGAUAUUCGGGCAUAUGACUCCGCCUUGGACAGGAAUGAGCGGCGGCUCGUUGACCUGAACCUGUGGUUGACCUUGGAGCGCGCCCGUGAGCUCUGUAUCCGAGGACUCUUCCGCCGAGUAUGGGCUGCAUCGCAAAAAGCCACACGCAUACCUCUCUCCAUGUUUCAUUCGUCUCUGCAAAUCGCGGGGAUGGACGUGUCACAGGAGGAGGCCGAGUGCUAUGUGGCAAACAUGGUAUACAAGGGCUUUAUGCGAGGGUAUAUCUCACAUGAAAAGCAGAUGGUGGUGGUGGCGAACACGAACGCUUUCCCUCGACUUGCGGACCGACCAUCACCAUAUAACUCGUUGUACUAG